Messenger RNA from Saccostrea echinata, 3726 nucleotides. RefSeq names its product E3 ubiquitin-protein ligase RNF103-like. Gene Ontology annotation, molecular function: ubiquitin-protein transferase activity. Gene Ontology annotation, cellular component: endoplasmic reticulum. Lineage: Eukaryota; Metazoa; Mollusca; Bivalvia; Ostreida; Ostreidae. The coding region runs from base 203 to 2146 and encodes 647 amino acids. Gene Ontology annotation, biological process: protein ubiquitination. The record is from RefSeq and is a predicted model, not a curated record. The transcript is spliced from 4 exons.
AGCUUUCGUCAAGUUUCGAUAUCGGUCCCCCUCCUUGCCGUUUCUUAGUAUUCCAAAGACUGGCAUGAGUUGCUGACAAUGUAUUUCUAUUUAGACCCCAACCUCCACUCUCUUCAUUCUUGAAGGGUAGGUUACGUCCUGAAAUCUGAGGAAGAAACUAAUAAGAGCUGACGUGUCACAGUCAUUUGAUCAUUAUCAGAUAAUGUGGUUCAAGUUAGUUCUAUUGCUGAUCUAUGUAGCUGUGUUGUUUAUCCUUGCGCGGUUGCUCGAAGCAGUUAACUGGGUGGAGACGGGGGUGCUGUCACAUCGUCUGCUUGACCCCAUGACCCUGUCUGUUCUGAAGCUGAAGACGCUUCUGGAGCAGAGAGGUGUCAGUUAUGAGGGUUUAGUGGAAAAACAGGAGCUCAGAGAGCUUGUUGACGCCACAGGACUGGUGACGGAGGGGGAAGUAAGUGACGCUGUCUUGGAGGAAUCUACUACCCCCACAAACUUCACUGGAGGAUCUCAUUUCCUGGAACAGGUGGAGGAUGCUAAAGACAGUGUUUGGUUGGUCAGGAUUAUCACCAAACAGUGGGACUUCAAGCCUCUUUCUGAUGCCUCCUGGUCAACUGUCAUCAACAAAGUUACUAAGUUUGGGGUCAGAGUGGGAAACUUUAACUGCAAAACCGAUUACAGGUUCUGCAAUUGGAAGAGCUGGGAUUCCACUCGCCUGAUCCUUGGCCUGCCUCAGAAAUUUCAGUCUAAAUCUCAAGUCCAACUAUACACCUAUACAGGUAACUAUAAACUGGCAAGCAUCAGUAAUUGGAUCAAAGACACUGUCAACCAUAAAGUCCUUGUCAUUAAAGAUCCCAUGGAACUUAACAAGAACUGGAUCUCUUACAAACCUUCAGAAGACCCUGAGAUUCGUAUCAUCAUGGUUUCAAAACAAACGCAAGUUCCCCUUUUUUAUUCGGCAUUGAGUGUACGUUUUCCAGGAAGAAUUCGUUUCGGAGUGACCUCUAGAGAAGUAUUGAUUAAAAGUAAUGCAUGGAAGCUCCUUCCAGAGAAGAAUAAUUUGGCAUACUUCAUUAUAACUAAAGAAAAACUUUUCAAAUAUGGGACCAGACCUUCAGAAUCAAUUUCUUUUAAAUCCAUGGAAACAUAUUUAAAAUGUUUAUAUCCAAGUCUUAAUGAUGUUUUUAUUUUAACACUAUUCAUCUGUAAUAGUCUCACUAUUUUUGAGAUCAGUUUAGUUCAAGGUUCAUUUAUUAAAAGGAUUGUAAUGUUACUGUUUUGUGCCAUAAAGUAUAAUAUCAUACACAUCCUUCUAUGGAUGGGCCUUUUAACGCUCUUCCAGAUUCCCUUUCUAGCUGAUUUUAUUCCCUAUGGUCUUAAGCUGAUCCGUUUAUUAGGCGUUACUGACACCAUGGCCUUUGUCAGAGCCGAUUUUAAAUUUUACUCUCGACACUUGAUCAUUGUUGAAGUUUGGUUAGGGUUGUAUUUACUUGCACUAGGAAUAUGGUUUUAUAAGAAAAGUACAGAGGAAGAGUCCAACCAGGAUUGGAAUUUUGCUAGGUUCAGAACUUUAGAACAUUUGUUUUACCCUUUACAUCCUCGAAGCCUGAGUCACCUAGAUCGUAAUGCAUUUCUAGAGUGGAACCAACAGGAAAUUCCAUCCCUUUGGAUGGCAGCUCACAUGUCAUCUGAUUACAUUAAACAUCUGCCUACCUGGCCCUACACCAAAAUGGACCCAGUUAAUGUAACACCAGAACACAAUUGUACAUCAUAUCAUUCAAACUACACCAUUUUUGAACAAGACAAUGCCUUUCCACAAGCAGACAGACACACCAAAGAGAUAGACAAUGUUACACACUUUGACGGCUUCUCUAGUAUUCAGAAUUUAAGAUCAGAAACCCUCACUCAGAAUUGUGAUAGCAGUACAGCAAGCCUAAGACCCUCCUCAACUGUGGGUGAUUUCCUGGAGUGUAGCCAGUGUGUGGUUUGUCUGGAGGAUUAUGAGGUUGGGGUUCUAUUGUGUGGCUUGCCCUGUAAACACAGCUUCCAUCACCGCUGUAUUGUGACCUGGUUACAGAGGGAUAAUCACUACUGUCCUGUGUGUAGGUGGCCCUCCAACAAAGAAAUGCCCAUUCACAUUCACUCAGAAUAAACUUCUAAAACAUCCUUUCAGUUCCUAUCAAAACACUGCACAUCCAUAUUCCCUCAAUAAGAUUCCAAAACAAGCACUUGCUUCCUGCCAACCAAAACUUUAACAGACAUUGAUCAUUUCUAAAAUAAUCACCAUCCCUGUUUACCAGGGUUUUCCUAUUUCCUGUCUUUGUAUUCUUCAGAACCAUUUUUGAUUUAUGACUAAUAGAUUGAAAUAGUUUUUGACAAUUUUCAUGGCAAGGGAGAAUAAGUAAUUAUCAACGACAUGUAUUCAGAAAUGAGAAAUAAAAAUCUAACUUUCAUUCAUCCAUUUGUGUUUGUACAUUGGUUUUGAUUAUAACUUAAAGAUUAAUUUAUUUAUAUGUGCAUCCUACCUUCUGUAAAAUAUUUGUCAGUAAUGUGGAUACAUGCACAUUUAACAUUUGGGUUUCAAUGUUUUCUUGUAUAUUUAUUUUAUGUGUUGAGGUCCACAUUUAACUUCAUGACUUUAAGAAUUCAAUAUACGUUAGGUCAUAGAAAUUUAAGUACAACUCUUUAAUCUAGAUGAAGACUUUAUUCUUGCUUUUUGUAAAUAAAGGCAACAUUCUUAACAAGGAAAAAAAGGAUACAUAAGGACUGUCUUUAUUUUGUUUUGUUGAUGACUAGCUCUGUAGUAUUAGUUAUUUUAAUGACGAUUUGUUGAUGAGACUAGCUCUGUAGUCUUUGCUAUUAUAAUGAGCAACCACUCACCUUGGGUGACUUCUUUGAUUAUACUUGGUACUGCUAAACAGUUUUUCUUCUGUGAUUUUGUUGUUGUUUUUUCAGUUUAAUUAUAUAAGAUUCAUGAAUCUCCUAAAGUUAGGGCAAAAUGUAUAAUUUGCAAAAUAUAUGCAAAUGGUAUAUGUACAUUAUCUAAUUUUACAUUUAAAAUCCUAAAAUAUGUGAUAAGACUAUAUAAUCUCAGAGAAGAGGAACUUUAGAUAUUGGUUGAAUAUACAUGAUAUAUGACUUGCAUCUUUUAACUGAUACAGUGGUAUCUGAAUAUGUACUAAGUCGUGCCUAAAUAUUUAUAUAGCUGACACAGCAUACACUGUAUGUAGGUAUAUUUAUAUAGCUGAUACAGCAUACACUGUAUGUAGGUAUAUUUAUAUAGCUGACACGGUGUACAAUGUAUUUAGGUAUAUUUAUAUAGCUGACACAGCAUACACUGUAUUAGGUAUAUUUAUGUAGCAGACACAGCAUACACUGUAUGUAGGUAUAUUUAUAUAGCUGACACAGCAUACACUGUAUGUAGGUAUGUUUAUAGUGCUGAUACAAUGUUACUGUUAUUUUGAAUAUUUUAAUCUCACGAUUUAUCUUUUGAGAGAAAAAAAAAUAUGCAUGUGAUGAUCUAUUUCUGCAAAGCUAAUUUUAGAUUCAAUGAAUGUCUUUUUAUGAGAAUGAUAAAUUUGUCCCUUGUGUUCAUAGCAGUACUUCCUCCUAGAACAGGUGGAUAUAUAUAUCUCAUACAAUGGUUGUAAUCAUUUGUUAUUUUGCUGAUUUUUGGCUAUUUUGUUCACAGAUAUGUACAAUCGCAAAAUAAAUUGUUGCAGUUAUCUCUUA